GUGCUUCAGUGGCGGAGGAGCGAGCAAGCAUAGCGGUGGCAAAGCGGAACAAGGGCGCCUGGAUGAAGUGGGAAGGGGUGAUGGAUCAGAAGGUCACCUGGAAGGACAUCUGGAAGUGAAAACCCAGAGAGGAUCAAGUUCUUGAUUCAGGGGGUGAACGAUGUCUUUCCCAGACCAUCCAACCUGUUCGUAUGGGGAAUAACAGAGACACCAGCCUGCCCCCUGUGUUCCAAGACUGGGACCCUCGAACACAUUCUGAGCAGCUGAUUCAGGGCACUGAGAAAUGUGCGCUAUCGCUGGAGACAUGAUCAAGUCCUCAAGACCAUCGCUGAGGCAAUUAGCAAGGCCAUCAGCAAUAGCAGACACCACCACGCUCCAGCCAGAAUGAUGUUGUUUGUGAAGGAGGGAGAAAAGCCCCAAAGAAUGGCCAAGAAUGGAACUGGUGGACUGCUUUCUACAGCACGAGACUGGGUGAUGGCAGUUGAUCUGGGAGGCAGCUGAGAAUCCCAGCUCACAUCACCCAGACCACAUUGAGACCAGACAUAACCUUGACCUCUGAGGCCACAAAGCAGCUCAUCCUCCUGGAGCUAAACGUGCCCUGGGAGGAGAGGUCAAAAAGGAAGGGGUAAAAAUACCAGGAGCUGGUGAAGGAAUGCCACAGGAACGGAUGGAGGACAAAGGUGCAUGCCAGUGGAAGUGGGCUGCCGAGGGUUUGCAGGUCAGUCCUUCAGCAAGGCCUACGGCAUCCUCGGCAUCACAGGCGAAAUCAGGAGAACAGUGAAUAACAACAACGUUGAGGCGGAGGAGAAGACGUCAAGAUGGCUCUGGCUGAAAAGGGGCAGCAGUGGGGUCCGCAGAAUGCCACUUGGACACAGACUGAGGCUUGAUCGGACACAGGCUGAGGCUUGAUCAACCUCAGUCGGGUCGCCUGGAGGAGGGUGUCUGUUCCAAGACCCGAACCAACGAAUGACUCCAGGAUACAACACUGAUGUGUGCCCAAAUCUGCAUCAGUAGAUCUCAGCAAAAGAAUCUGGAGGGAUAUGUCGGCUUUGCAAGCCUCCCCAACCAAGUGUACAGGAAGUCUGUCAAGAGGGGCUUCGAGUUCACCCUGAUGGUCGUGGGUGAAUCGGGGCUUGGCAAAUCCACGUUGAUCAACUCUCUGUUCCUAACAGACCUGUACUCAGCAGAAUAUCCUGGACCUUCACAUCGAAUCAAAAAGACUGUACAGGUGGAGCAGUCCAAAGUUUUAAUAAAGGAAGGCGGUGUCCAGCUGCUGCUCACAAUAGUUGACACCCCAGGGUUCGGGGAUGCUGUCGACAACAGCAACUGCUGGCAGCCAAUCAUCGACCACAUAGACAGCAAGUUUGAAGACUAUCUGAACUCAGAAUCCCGGGUGAAUAGAAGACAGAUGCCUGAUAGCCGAAUCCACUGCUGCCUGUACUUCAUUGCCCCCUCAGGACACGGACUGAAACCCCUGGACAUUGAGUUCAUGAAGCGGUUGCAUGAGAAAGUCAAUGUCAUCCCACUGAUCGCCAAAGCAGACACUCUCACCCCAGAGGAAUGCCAACAGUUCAAGAAGCAGAUCAUGCGGGAAAUCCAAGAGCACAAAAUCAAGAUCUACGAGUUCCCCGAGACGGACGACGAAGAGGAGAACAGGCUGGUGAAGAAAAUCAAGGACAAGCUGCCGCUGGCUGUCGUAGGAAGCAACACCAUCACUGAGGCGAAUGGGAAGAGGGUCAGAGGGAGACAGUACCCCUGGGGGGUCGCAGAAGUUGAAAACAGUGAUCACUGUGACUUCACCAUCCUCAGGGACAUGCUGAUCAGAACUCAUAUGCAGGACCUGAAGGACGUGACGAACAACGUCCACUAUGAAAACUAUCGCAGCAGGAAGCUGGCCGCUGUCACCUACAACGGAGUGGACAACAACAGGGCUAAAGGUCAACUGUCCACCAAACAUGACACAGUUGAAGGAAUGAGUCCUCUGGCCCAGAUGGAGGAGGAGAGGCGAGAGCAUGUGUCUAAGAUGAAGAAGAUGGAGAUGGAGAUGGAGCAGGUGUUUGAGAUGAAAGUCAAGGAAAAAGUGCAGAAGCUCAAAGACUCUGAAGCAGAGCUUCAGCGGCGUCAUGAGCAGAUGAAGAAGAACCUGGAGGCUCAGCACAGAGAGCUGGAGGAGAAGAGACGCGUGUUUGAGGACGAGCGAGCAAACUGGGAGGCGAUGCAGCGCCAGGAGCAGCAGAAAAUGGAGGCAUCCAGGACCCUGGAAAAGAACAAAAAGAAAGGCAAGAUCUUCUAGAGACAGUCGGCAGGACCAACCCAACUCCAGUUACUUUUUUUGCCAACGUUGCCGGUCAGGACACCAGUGUGCGGUGCUGACACCCCCCUCCUACUCCUCUUCCUCCUCCUCCUCCUCCUCCUCCUCCUCCUCUGCCAGCACAGCUGUGGUCCUGCUCCCACCCACUAGAGGGGGCACUGGGGGUGUUUGUGGAUACAUGGGGGGGAACCGCCACCACCGAAACCCCCCACUGCCUCGGGACUCAUAAUCAAAGAAUGUGUUUACCUUAACAGCCGAAUAAAACAAUCCCCAUUUUAGUAAGGCCAAACCCAUAUUAUUAUUUUAAUUAUUAAAAUUAUUAUUGAUGUUAUUAUUACUGUUGUUAUAACUGAAUAUUGCUCCCCCCCCCCCAAGGUUGCUUUUAAAUGACUGAUGGGUAGAGUUUCAUGGAGAGUUAAGACAAAAAAAAUACCCAUGAGUCACGUCUGAAUGUUGUACAAUCAAGUUAUGGUGAAUUCUAUUUGUUUACAGGAUAAAAAUGACAGAAACAGUAUAUGAACGUUAACCUGAUCUUCGACACUGAAGAAGACAAGGCAUUAAUUAAUCCUUUUUUUUUGUGUGUGUGUACCUGAUAAACCAUUAGCCUAAGAUGAAACGGUGUGAACAGAAAAACAUUUUGGAAAAUGCACCUUGGGCCUUUUUUAAUUGACAUUCUUUUUAAAUGGCUAAAGCUUCUUCUUUUGUCUUUUUUGUUACACUUUCUUUAUCCUGCAUUUCGCUAUCUCCACUAGCCUUUGACCACCAUUUAUAAUUUCAUAAGUGUUAUAUUUCACUUUAGUUUAUUUUUAUAUAUUUACCGAGCCAGCUGAAGUAAUAACUUCUUUUGUAUGUUCAGAAAACUUUCAGAGACUUGACAGCAGCGUCCACUGUUUCGGGGGAAAAAAGAAUUACACACACUUUGACAAGUGACAGUGAUCCGGGUCGUGUUGGAAAGAGAAAAACAAUAUUUAAUCACUGCGGAAAAGUGAUCAGAGGGAAAUAAAGUGUCGACACCGCAGUUUGCUUUGGCUAUGUACUCCCAUCUCUGUAUUUUUAAUUUUAUUUUUCAUUUGUAUUGUACAAAGUCACUUAAUAAACCUGUGAUGAUA
Scophthalmus maximus (turbot) is the source of this 3420-nucleotide messenger RNA. RefSeq names its product septin 7b (gene sept7b). The transcript is spliced from 15 exons. Gene Ontology annotation, biological process: cytoskeleton-dependent cytokinesis; cilium assembly. Gene Ontology annotation, molecular function: GTPase activity; molecular adaptor activity; GTP binding. The record is from RefSeq and is a predicted model, not a curated record. NCBI's taxonomy places the organism in Eukaryota, Metazoa, Chordata, Actinopteri, Pleuronectiformes, Scophthalmidae. Gene Ontology annotation, cellular component: microtubule cytoskeleton; septin ring; cell division site. Bases 989 to 2293 code for a protein of 434 amino acids.